ACGUCUGAACUGUCUAAACUGAUAAGAAAAAAAGUCAAGUUUAACAUGGCGUCGGCACCCGGUCCCCGAGAUUUACAACAGAUCGUAAGAGAUGGACUUAGUAUUCUAGUUUUGGCAUUUGGACACAAAGUCGGAUUAAUUGAUGCGUUACUCAAAGAACAAGGCCCCUGUUCUGCGGAAGAGCUAAGUCAGAAGACAGGUAAAAAGUUAAGGUACGUACAAGAAUGGCUGGGUUGUAUGAUUUCGGCAGGAAUUGUCAGACUUCAUGAGGACGGGAAAUACUCACUUCCAUAUGAAAAAUCACUGGUGAAACAAUGCGGAAGCAUUGCCUCCGUCCUUCCUAUACUCUGUGAGAUGUUCCCUCAACUAGAAAACGUAAUGGCAGAGGAUGGACCACGAGGUUACGGAUGCUAUGAGCCAUUUCUACAUUGGUGGGGCCAAUUUUUCACACCGGAAGCAGUUCAAAACUGGAUAAAAGAUCUGUUGAUCCCAGUGCUGGAACUCAGACAAGGAAGCCAGUUUACUCUGCUAGAUCUUGGAUGUGGUUACGGAAAAUUUACUUUAGAAAUAGCUAAAAUGUAUCCUGAGAGUAGCAUUUAUGGUAUUGACAUGGACAAGGUGUCCAUAGAUCAUGCCCAAGAAGAACUCUCAAAGAGUGAUAGGAAAAAUGUUCAAUUUAUCUACAGGAAAGGGGGAGAUCUUCCAGAGGAUUGGACAGAGAAGUUUGACUUUGUCUUCAUUAACGAUGUUCUUCACGAUUCGUUUGAGGUCGACGCCAUGCUUGAAGAAACAAAGAGGGUCGUGAAACCAGAUGGAUAUGUAGCAACAUAUGACCCUCCCAUAUCCUCGUAUCCCAACAAGCUAGUCAAUGAUCCAACAGCACAGAUGCAAUUGCCUUUGAGUCUCUUCUCUUGCCUUCCGUUGAGUUUAUCGGGUCCUUCUGGUGAGGGUUUGGGUGUAGGAUGGGGAUAUGAACGAAAGAAGAAAACAAUCGAAGAACAUGGAUUCCGACUGAUACAAGUUGGCGAUAACGACAUAAACACCAUACAACCACGUGUUGUCUUCCAAAAAUAAACUCAUAU
Saccostrea cuccullata (small rock oyster) is the source of this 1082-nucleotide messenger RNA. RefSeq lists its product as uncharacterized. The transcript has 4 exons. Lineage: Eukaryota; Metazoa; Mollusca; Bivalvia; Ostreida; Ostreidae. The coding region runs from base 46 to 1074 and encodes 342 amino acids. The record is from RefSeq and is a predicted model, not a curated record.